UUGUGGAUGAUAGACAUUGAAAAACUUAGGCAAUAUAAACUAUGGAAAACUGAAAAAUCUCACCGACUAACCUUGACCUCUGCCACGUGAUCACAUUAUGGGUGUCUAGAUCUUUCGACGAGAGGCGCUCGUUCGAUAUAAUUGACAAUAUACCGUCGGCAGAGGCAAUGGGUGUAGCUCUUGUAGAAUGCCCUUAUCGUUAGUGGCUUACAGAUGCGAAGAUGCUAUAUCUAAAUGCAAAUUGCGAAGAAGAAGCAUACGACAAAAACAUUAUUCUAAUCCUGCAAAAAGGCAUUAUUCGAGUCAUCGAGCCUUUGGCUGGCUAAAAAGAUGAAUGUGCAUAAUGUUUUCCUUGAAUCAGACUCCCAAGCGGCAACGCGAAAGAUCUCGGAACAGAACAAGGACCUCUUAGCUUUGGGUCACGUGGUGCAGGAGAUCAAGACAGUGCUUCAAACUUUUGACGAGUUUAAAAUGAGCUGGGUGUGACGUAAGGCUAACUACGUAGCACACAUUUUUGGCAUCAUGUAAAACUUGGUUUCAGGUGUCACCCGUAAGCAGUGGCGAAUCUAGACAGAAAUUGAGGAGUGGGCUCAAAGCCUGUAUCAUGCAAAUAUCUGUUGGGUUGGGCUUGCAAGUGGCUGAGUUGAGCCUUGAAACUAGUAGUGAAAAACUUUUUUACAGUGCUGGAGGGGGGGCUCAAGCCUGUUAAAGCCCUCCUAGUAGAUUCGCCCCUGCCGGUAAGUAUUGUUUCGGUGGUAGCCUCGGAGUUUGCUGCAUUUGAAUAAAAUGCAACGAUUCCAACUCAAAUAAAAAAAAGUGUGGUUCCAUGCCAAAAAAAUCGGCGCUCCCUGGUCCACAAAUGGUCACUCUUAGUGUAUUUAGCUAGUUAUUAUAUUCUAACAGCUGUGUCCAUAUACUAGCAAAGAUUUAUUUUUUGAAAAAAGAAACACCAGUGGCAGGCCGUUGGAGAACGGUCAUCCCUCCCCACGUCGUUAUUUCCGCCGAGACCAAGGCGAACGCGUCGUGCCGGCCCGUCGCCGUCCUAGUCCUCCUCCUCGUCGUUCUGAUCGUCCCCGUUCUGAUAGAUAGACUAGCAACAAAACCGGCAAAGGCGUUGGCCUUGUAAUCUCUCUUGCUAUUGUUUUCACUUUACCAGAGCUCCUCUCAAGGCGGCCGGCCGUGCACCCGCCGCCGCCUCCCUCUCGUGCACCGUACUCCUGCGUUUCCUCGACGGCAACGACAUCAAUGGCGGCACGGCAGUGACCGUUCAAGCGGCGGCACUCGGCCACUGCCUGCUAAGUGGCGGCGACGUCGGCGAUAACCGCGCGCGAUAUUUUGCCUAAACCUUUGGGCUACUUCUUGGUGACGCUUGUUCUGGAGUGAGUCUCUCUAGAGAGACAUGGGCUCCCUAAACGACAUUGGUGUUGCCGCAGGAAUAAACAUAUUAUCCGCAGUGGGCUUUCUUCUCGUGUUCGCAGUUGUUAGGAUACAACCUAUUAAUGAUCGGGUAUACUUUCCAAAAUGGUACCUUAAAGGGACAAGAAGCAGCCCAAGGCACAUCGGAAAUGUCUUGUCAAAAUUUGUGAAUGCUGAUGUGUCAACAUAUCUUCGGUUUCUCAACUGGAUGCCCGCCGCGCUGAAAAUGCCAGAACCUGAGUUAAUUGAGCAUGCAGGACUAGACUCUGCGGUAUAUGUCCGCAUCUAUCUUCUCGGUUUAAAAAUAUUUGUGCCAAUUACUGUGCUGGCAUUUGCUGUCCUAGUUCCUGUCAAUUGGACUAGUGCAACUUUAGGGGAUGAUGAAGAGGGUCUAAGUUAUGAUCAAAUUGACAAGCUUUCAAUAUCGAAUCUUGGUCCAGGUUCAAAAAGGUUUUGGGUACACAUUGGAAUGGCCUAUGUGUUUACCUUUUGGACAUUCUACGUGUUAUAUCAUGAAUAUAAGGUUAUAACAACUAUGAGAUUGCACUUUCUUGCCAAUCAAAAUCGUCGGCCCGACCAAUUCACGGUACUUGUGAGAAAUAUACCAGUUGACCCAGACGAAACAGUUGGUGAGCAUGUUGAGCACUUCUUUGCUGUGAAUCAUCGCGAGCAUUAUCUCAGCCACCAGGUUGCAUACAACGCAAACGCCCUUGCCAGUUUGGUUAAGAAGAAGAAAGGCUUGCAAAACUGGCUGGUCUACUACGAAAACCAGCACGCUAAGAACCCUGAAAAGGAGCUGACUAUUAAGACAGGACUGUGGGGUCUUUGGGGGGAAAAGGUGGAUGCAUUACAACACUACAAGACAACAAUCGAGGAGCUAUGUAAACAGGAGGAUGAGGGGAGGCAGAAGGUGAUUAGUGAUCCUAAGGCUAUAAUGCCAGCAGCAUUUGUGUCUUUCAAUAGUCAGUGGGGGGCUGCUGUUUGUGCACAAACACAGCAGACAAGUAACCCAACGGUGUGGUUAACUGAGUGGGCUCCGGAACCUCGGGAUGUUUACUGGCCUAAUCUCGCCAUCCCUUUUGUCGAGCUCUCGAUCAGGAGGCUUAUCAUGGCUGUUGCGCUCUUUUUCCUGACAUUUUUCUUCAUGGUCCCAAUUGCGCUCGUCCAAUCCGUGGCCAAUCUCGACGAUAUUGAGCGGGUGCUUCCUUUCUUGAAACCUAUAAUAGAGAGAAAUGGUCCAAGGUCAGUCAUACAAGGUUUCUUGCCAGGAAUCGCAUUGAAAAUCUUCCUUAUAUUUCUGCCAACAAUUCUCAUGGCCAUGAGCAAGAUUGAAGGCCACGUAUCACUCUCUGGAUUGGAGAGGAAGACAGCAUCAAAAUACUUCCUGUUUAUUUUCGUCAACGUAUUCUUGGGAAGUGUAGUAGCUGGAACAGCGUUCCAGCAGCUGAACAGUUUUAUCCAUCAAUCCACUAACAAAAUUCCAGAGACCAUUGGAGAAUCCAUUCCCAUGAAAGCAACUUUUUUCAUCACCUACAUUAUGGUGGAUGGAUGGGCAGGCAUUGCCGCUGAGGUUCUUAGGUUGAAGCCGUUGAUCAUGUUCCACAUAAAGAACACAUUCUUGGUCAGAACCGAGCAAGAUCGCGAGCAGGCCAUGGACCCUGGGAGCUUGGAGUUUGGCAGCACCGAACCGCGAAUACAGCUCUACUUCCUCCUAGGGCUUGUAUAUGCUGUUGUGACACCCAUCAUUCUUCCUUUCAUCAUAGUCUUCUUCGGCCUGGCCUAUCUUGUUUUCAGACACCAGAUCAUCAAUGUCUAUAACCAGCAAUACGAGAGCGGCGCGCAAUUCUGGCCAGACGUACACGGACGAAUCGUCACCGCAUUAGUCAUAUCGCAGAUCCUGCUGAUAGGACUGCUGAGCACACAGGAAGCAGACCAGUCCACUGUCGCCCUUCUUCCUCUUCCUGUCCUGGCCAUAUGGUUCCACUACGUCUGCAAGGGCCGGUUCGAGCCGGCAUACAUAAAAUUCCCCUUGCAGGAGGCCAUGGUGAAGGACACGCUGCAACGGGCAAACGACCCGAUGCUGAACCUGAGAGAGUACCUCAAGGACGCAUACGUGCACCCCGUCUUCCGCAGCGGUGACAUCUAUGAGCUCUUGGCCAUGGAUGAAGAGGAGAACCCCCACCUUGUCGCGACCAAGCGGCGGUCUCGGAUGACCACGCCGGUGGACAGCAAGUUCAGUUCCAGCUCUGGCACCAACGAAGGAGAGUUCAGCCGGCCGCGUCCUAGCUGACAAUGAAAUGGGAGCAGGCGCUGUCGAGUAAACUUGAUCGGCAUCUGCACUGCACCAGUGCAUUACCAUGUGUGGACGACGUCGAUGGAAUUGUACAUUUGGAGAUGUUAGAGCAUCUCCAACGGCACACAAAAAGAAUGACUACCUAAAUCCAGUUUUAGGAGUGAAGAGAGAAGAUUUAGGUAGCAAUUUUUUUUCUGUUUUUUAUAGCGGACCUAAAAAGAGUAGGGCGUUUUGGAGCUCGGCCUCCAUGGAGGCCGGAUUUUUUGAAAAAUUCAAAAUUCACACUUUUCGGUUUCAAAAAAAUCUGAAAAAAAUCAUACAAGUAAACAAGGAUGUUAUGUGUAUGUAUGUAAAAUUUGAGGAUGAAAUACCCUAAAAUGCGAUCUGUGCAAAAAAGAUAAAUUCAUGGACUUUUA
This is a messenger RNA of Triticum aestivum (bread wheat), 4125 nucleotides long. Its product is annotated as CSC1-like protein At4g02900. The transcript is spliced from 12 exons. Lineage: Eukaryota; Viridiplantae; Streptophyta; Magnoliopsida; Poales; Poaceae. Gene Ontology annotation, molecular function: calcium-activated cation channel activity. The coding region runs from base 1400 to 3706 and encodes 768 amino acids. The record is from RefSeq and is a predicted model, not a curated record. Gene Ontology annotation, cellular component: plasma membrane.